AUGGCGGCAAUGCGUGCAAGCCAAAGGAUCAUGGUAUUUAGUGGGCGGACGGAUGCAGGGCGAACCGAUGCAAGGCGGGCAGAUGCAGGGCAGAUAAGAGAUGAUGAUCGUGGUUUUCUAGGAACAUUAGCAAGUAGUAGUGCAGAUGGAGGUGUUGAUGUCUUCGCUGUUUUGGUUUCCAGUUUUGUUUUCGUCCCACAUAAGUUUCAAGAAGUUUCGGUUUUAUGUGGCCUCAGGAUUUUAGCAGAGUGGUUGCUGUGGAUUGUGGGUGGGAUCAUGUUCGAUAAGCUUCAGGAAGGUUCAGGUUGGAUCGUUGUGGUGCUGAGUGCAUUUUUGUCUGGUGAGCUCCCAGGAGGGAUAUGGAACAUAUCACGAUUGAGGGCAUUGGCUUUAUCUGAUAAUCAACUUAAGGGUCCCAUUCCCAUGGAAUUGUCGUUGGUGACUUUAGACCUUAGUGAAAACCACUUAACAGGAGAAAUUCCUAAUUGGAUUGGUAAUCUUUCUGCUUUGAGCAUCCUCCUUCUGAAAGAAGGUUACAGGGCAGCCACUGAAUUUCGGAUAAGCAAAGAUCUAAGGGUAGAAGGGGUGGAUUAUACAACAAAGAGAGGAACUUAUACAUACGAAGGAAACAUUCUCGAGUACAUGUCUGGGAUUUAUUUGUCAUGCAACAGAAUAACCGUUGAAAUCCCUCUUCAGUUUGGAAACUUGAGUGAAAUCCUUUCCUUGAACCUGUCACACAACAACUUAACUGGACACAUACCAUCAACAUUCUCGAGGCUCAAGCAAAUUGAGAGUCUGGAUCUUUCCCACAACAACCUAAUUGGAAGAAUCCCUAUUCAAUUGACGGAGUUGUACACCCUAGAAGUCUUCAAUGUGUCGUACAACAACUUGUCAGGGAGUAUUCCAUCUAAGAAAGCUCAAUUCGGGACCUUCGAUGAAAGCAGUUACGAGGUGAAUCCUUUUCUCUGUAGGCCUCCCCUACAUAAAAGUUGUGACAGGCCCGAUUCACCCCCAACACCAAACGCCUCAGACGACGACGACGAAGAAAACGGUUUGAUGGACGUGUACGUUUUCUGGGUGACCUUCUCUGUUGCUUAUGCAAUUGUGUUACUGGUUAUUGCUGCCAUCCUGUACAUCAAUCCAUAUUGGCGACGAGCAUGGUUUUAUUUGUUGAACGCUGCAUCAGGACUUGCAAUUGUCACUCGGGCCUUUUGGCACGUCUCUGAGUUUUCUCAGUUUUCUAGCUUUGCUAGUUUUCUUGUUUCUGCUUUGUUUUUGUUUGGUGUUCUCAUUGGAUCUCAUGGGCGAUUUGGAGGAAGAAUUGGAAGGGCUUUGUUUGGGGGAGGAGGAGGAGGAAACUUUGAUUUUAGAGCAGCUGACGGAGGCGGAAUAAAUAACUCUAGCCAUUUUGGCACUCUGGGGCAUAUCGAUCACAGUUAG
Molecule: messenger RNA, 1440 nt
Organism: Hibiscus syriacus
Lineage: Eukaryota; Viridiplantae; Streptophyta; Magnoliopsida; Malvales; Malvaceae
Product: receptor-like protein 56
Exons: 8
Coding region: 1-1440 (479 amino acids)
Molecular function (GO): protein binding
Source: RefSeq, a predicted model, not a curated record